Cololabis saira (Pacific saury) is the source of this 5347-nucleotide messenger RNA. It is a transcript of the gene pdgfrb, whose product is annotated as platelet-derived growth factor receptor, beta polypeptide. NCBI's taxonomy places the organism in Eukaryota, Metazoa, Chordata, Actinopteri, Beloniformes, Belonidae. Gene Ontology annotation, cellular component: signaling receptor complex. The transcript has 23 exons. The record is from RefSeq and is a predicted model, not a curated record. Gene Ontology annotation, biological process: cell chemotaxis; positive regulation of smooth muscle cell migration; cell surface receptor protein tyrosine kinase signaling pathway. Gene Ontology annotation, molecular function: platelet-derived growth factor binding; platelet-derived growth factor beta-receptor activity; ATP binding. The coding region runs from base 631 to 3951 and encodes 1106 amino acids.
UGUUGCCAAUAGAGACAGUCUCAGUUCACCUCCAGCCUCUCCAUUCAUAAACAAAUCGCUCCAACUUGGGUCUUCUGAGCUGCUACCUAACAACAACAAGCAGAACCUGAUCUGGGUUUUGAAGUUUCUACCUCUAUCUCUUCUUUCAUUCUCUUGAAACUUGCCUGCUCGCCGCCCCCUCCCUCCUCUCUCUGCUCACUCAGCUUCAGCAGGGCCGCACCGCUGACACACUGCUCUGUGUGAGGCUGUGAGGGCAGGAGUGUGUGUCUGCAUGUCUCCAUUGGGAACAGUUUUUCUAAAGUUACAUCGCUCUUUCUGAGUGCCGGGCAAGCUUUUUUCGCGAGAGAGGGGAGAGACCCCCAUGGUGCUGUGAUUUGACUAAACAAACAGCCCCGGCUCGCUGCGGUACCUCCUCCCAACGGACUCCUGGGACAGCAGAGAUUAACCUCAGACUCUGAACAUCUGAGGGAUCUGUACAUUUGAAGCAGCAGCCCCUGUAGAGACAACUGGCUGCAAAUCUCUGCUCUGAUUUCUCCUCCGCUGGUCGGCAACAUUCCUGGGCAGAGAGGUUCCACUCGUCCGUGCCUCCAGGAUCAUUUUGAAGAACAAACUGGACUGAAGGCAUCCAACAUGAGGAGGGUGACAGCGUCGGUGCUCCACCUGGCAGUUACAUUUACAGCUUUGCUGUAUCUUUGCACUAAUGUGCACUGUCUGGAGAUCGUACCGGAUGUGAAAGAGCUCAUCCUGACUGAAGGCUCCUCCCUCACCCUGAACUGCUCCGGCUCCAAGGACACUACCUGGGACUUUAAGAGGGAGGACGUGCCCUACAUUCAAGUUGACCCUUUCCAAAAUGAUCAUAAAAGCUACGAAAUUGUGCAAAGCGGAGCCACUUCCAGUGUUCUGAUCUUGAGGAGCGUGGGCUGGAAGCACACCGGUGUGUACCAGUGUGUUGAUCGACUCACUGGAGAGACUAAGGAGGUGGCUGUGUUUGUCCCAGAUCCUGAAGUGUGGUUCGUGGAGAGCGCCCAUGGCAUGGUUACCAAGACCAGUGACGAAAGUACCGUCCCCUGUGUGGUCACUAACCCAAACAUCAGCGUCACCUUGUACGAGAGGGACACUGAAACACCUAUCAAAGGGCAGUAUGUUCCUAGUGAGGGUUACAAGGCACCGCUGGAGGACAGGACGUACUUUUGUGAAGGGGAGCUGAAUGGGAAGUUGAAACAGUCGCAGGUCUUCUACGUCUUCAGCAUCGUUGUCCCAGAGACCAUCGACGCCUAUGUCAAUGCCUCAAAGACAGUCCUGAAGCAGGGCGAGCCUCUGACUGUAAACUGCACGGUGCACGGAGUUCAGCUGGUGUUUUUUACUUGGGAUAUCCCCAAUGGAGCGCCUCAAGCAGUUGAGCCGCUGACUGAUGUCCUGUCUGCCACGAGCAUUCGCUCCUCCAUGAUCUACCCGCAGACCCAGGUGGCCCAAAGUGGAAACUACAUCUGCCAUGUCCAUGAAGGGGUCCAAGACCAGAUGUCCUAUGCCAGCGUCAACAUCACUGUGCUCGAACGAGGUUUUGUGCAUACAAACCCUGCUCAGCAUCAAAACAUUUCAGCUAAGCUGCAAGAGAACGUGGAGCUGAGAGUGGAGAUGGAGGCCUACCCUCCUCCUCAGAUCCGCUGGACCAAAGAUGGCGUCACCAUCAAGGGAGACAAAAGCAGCACCAUCCGACAAGAGCAUGAAAUAAGGUAUGUCACCAUCCUGACCUUGGUGAGGGUGAGAGUGGAGCAGAAGGGCCUCUACACAGUCAUCAUUACCAACGAAGAUGUCACAAAGCAUUUGAUCUUUAACCUGGAAGUACAAGUUCCCUCACAGGUCAAAGACCUGAUUGACCACCACAUCCCGGGGAAGAGGCACCUGGUGACCUGCACGGCUGAGGGCGUCCCGCCCCCGACCAUCCAAUGGUACAGCUGCGACAGCAUGCUCAAGUGCAACAACCAGAGCGCCGUGUGGCAUCCGCUGACACCACAGCCGGAGGAGCUGAGCAUCCAGACCAACGUGAGCUACAGCGAGGAGCGUAAAAUCAGCCGGGUGCGGAGUCAACUGACCUUCCUGAAGCCUCAGCAGGUCACCGUUCGCUGUGAGACCACCAACAAAGCAGGACUGAUCGACCGGAGAGAUGUCAAACUGGUGUCCAGCACCCUGUUCACUCAGGUGGAAGUCCUGGCUGCUGUUCUGGCCUUGGUAGUCAUUGUUAUCUUGUCCAUCAUCAUCCUCAUUGCUGUGUGGAGAAAGAAACCCCGCUAUGAGAUCAGAUGGAAGGUGAUAGAGUCGGUGAGCCAGGACGGGCAUGAGUACAUCUAUGUGGACCCCAUCCACCUCCCCUAUGACCUGGCCUGGGAAAUGCCCCGAGACAACCUGGCUUUGGGUCGCACUCUUGGAUCGGGAGCAUUUGGCCGGGUGGUCGAGGCAACUGCGUACGGUCUCACGCAUUCCCAGUCCAGCACAAAAGUGGCAGUGAAAAUGUUGAAAUCGACGGCCAGGAGGAGCGAGACUCAGGCGCUGAUGUCAGAGCUGAAGAUCAUGAGCCACCUCGGCCCUCACCUCAACAUCGUCAACUUGCUCGGAGCUUGCACCAAAAACGGUCCUCUUUACCUGGUGACUGAAUACUGUCGCUAUGGUGACCUGGUGGAUUACCUGCACAGGAACAAGCACACCUUCCUGCAGAACUACGCUGAGAAGAACCAAGACAGCGGCUGCCUCGUUUCAGGAGGAAGCACCCCUCUCAGUCAGAGAAAAGGAUAUGUUUCCUUUGGAAGUGAGAGUGACGGAGGAUACAUGGACAUGAGCAAAGAUGAGCCUUCAGUCUACGUUCCCAUGCAGGAACAGAUAGACACCAUCAAAUAUGCAGACAUCCAGCCAUCUCCGUAUGAGUCCCCCUACCAGCAGGACCUCUACCAGGAGCAAGGUGGCAGCAGGCUGGACUUGGUGAUCUGUGACUCUCCUUAUCUCACCUAUGACGACCUGCUGGGCUUCAGCUACCAGGUGGCCAAGGGGAUGGAGUUCCUCGCCUCCAAGAAUUGCGUUCACCGUGACCUGGCCGCGAGGAACGUGUUGAUCUGUGAAGGCAAGCUGGUGAAGAUUUGUGACUUCGGCCUGGCCAGAGACAUCAUGCAUGAUUCAAACUAUAUCUCAAAAGGCAGCACCUUCCUGCCCCUGAAGUGGAUGGCACCAGAGAGUAUUUUCCAUAAUUUGUACACCACCCUGAGCGAUGUGUGGUCAUACGGGAUUCUGCUUUGGGAAAUUUUCACGCUGGGAGGAACCCCCUACCCGGAUUUGCCCAUGAAUGAAGUCUUCUACAGCGCUUUGAAAAGAGGCUACCGGAUGGCCAAACCUGCCCACGCCUCGGACGAAAUUUAUGACAUCAUGAAGAAGUGUUGGGAUGAGAAGUUCGAGAAGAGGCCUGAGUUCUCCCACCUGGUUCACAGUGUGGGGAAUAUGCUAACGGACAGCUACAAGAAGACGUACAGCCAAGUGAGCGAGAACUUCCUGAAGAGCGACCACCCGGCGGUGGCCCGCACCAAACCCCGGCUGAGCUCGCCCUUUCCCAUCGCCAACCCGGCCUUCGGCUCCCCGUCUCCCGUCAGCGGCUCCUCCCCACCACCCGGACCCCACUACCAGAGCCAGAGGCCCGCAGACCUCAGGCAGGAGGCCGGCGCGCAGGAAGUCCUGACUUCAUACAACGAGUACAUCAUUCCCAUCCCAGACCCGAAGCCAGAGGACGUUUUCUCUGGCGGGAUGUCGGAGAGCCCUGGAAGCUCUCUGGCUCUGGAGGAGGAGACUGAUUCCAUGUCCCAGGACACGGCCGACACCCUUCCAGAAGAGGACCGGCUGGAGGAGAGCAGCGAGAGGGACGCUCUGCUGGGGCGGUCGGGGACGCCCGAGGUAGAGGACAGCUUCCUGUAGCCCCCCCGUAGGACUCCUGAGAAAAUGCGACACCUUUUUCUCAGGAUGAGACAAGGAACACGACGAGACUGAAAUGUAGCAAAACUGAGACUGAGAAGGCCAUCUCUGUAUGAUCGCGUAGCACUCAAAAAGACACGCCUCCUUUGAGUUUUUGUUAACUGCAGACAAAUACAGAUAAUGAAUUUUCUCUGACACUUUUGGGAGCUUGCAAGAGUAUAAAUACGGUACUAUCCUUACAUUCCUAUACAAUCAGUCAACCUAAGUAGUGGACUGUGUUCUUUAUCUCCCAUGUUAGCCAGCUAUGAGACUUUAUGAGAUGCAGCAUCUCUUCUAUGAUAUGAAUAAUAAUAAAAAAUAGCGUACGUAACCACGGGCGUUGUUGCUGUUGUGACAAGCAGGUUGGAUUUGUCGAAAAGCGGGUGAUUUUUCUUAAAUGUCUUACCAGUAACACAACCAAUAAAGACAAAUUGUAAAACUAUUUCCACAACAGAUAAACAGUUCUGUCCAAACAAGAACAUUUUAUUUGUGUAUUCAUGACUGUCAUUAACAUGAUUGAAACCAUGACCCCACGUGGACGGUUAGGUAUUCAGUCAAAACAUCAUGUUCUGUUUUUUGCUUACCUUGGGUACUUUUAAUAGGAUUAUUUACUGUGAUUUACACUAGGUAGGUGUACUUCAUCAAGUUGUCAGUUAAAUGUAAUUUCUUGGACCUGAAAUGCAGAAAGUUUCCACAUGCACUGUUUUAAAGCGAUGUGAGCUGCCCUUGCAGUUUAUUGUGCCUCUGAUAUUUUUGAUUUGUGAAUCUUUUUCAUAGCAUCUUGACUUUUGUUUUUUCUUCUGUCAGUCUUAAAUCAUAGUUCUGUGCCAGAUGCACUUUAUUUAGGGAAAAUGUGGAUAUUUGUGUUAAAAAACCAUGAAUUUACACCAUGUGAAAGAUAGAGAACUACAACUUAGAGCCACCCGAGCAUUAAUAUGAGACUGUUAGAGUUUCUGUGAAGACAGGUGAGCCUCAAGCAAAAAUAAUCAAUGCAGCAUAUCACUGCCUUAGCACAAGAUGGCACACAUGAGUGCCUUUCUGAAGACAGGCUUUCGUCAUGCAGCUACUCAUGAAGGGCUACUGUACUUAAGACUGUUGACAGCCAUCUGUGCACAUGUACAAAGUUUUCUUUUAGUCUUCUGUCGCUUGGGAUAACAUUUAUAGUGUUCCAUCCUUCAGUUCUUAGUAGACUCUCUAAAACAGCACAUCUUUUACUUCCUGUAGAGCAUGUAACUCAAUGUAAAAUGCACAAGAUUACUGUCACAAGCUAUGAUACCAAAGCUCUUCUUAACGUUUACAAAUGUAUUUUUAUAUGUGUCAUUUUAUAUCCUGUAAAUGUUGUCAAUAAAUGUGCAUUAUC